AACGAAUGAAAGCCUCGUGAUUACAAGACCGCAUGUCGCCUUCGUAUGAACGCUACAGUGAUCGUACGACUUUGAAAAUCGUGUAGUGUGUCCCGAGGCAAGUGCAGACUUUUGGAGAGGGAUUCAUCUUUUAACCUGAAGUGUGUUAAAGUUCUUUAUAGUUAAUGCUAACAGACAGAACAUAAUGAGACGGGUCAGGACUAGCUAGUUAGCAAGCUAACUUCAGUAGAAUCAAAUGAAUGGUAGAGCUACAGAACAAGCAAAAGACGGAACUUGACAUCUGAACAUGGACGUGAUAGUCACAUGGAAACCCAGCUGAAAAAUGGAAGAAGGAAUCCACCUGCUGGCCGACUGCAGGAAUCACUGCUUGGAUCACAGCAAGCAGUUUCCCAGUUGGGAUGAAAUAUCAAAGCGAAAGCGACUCGAGGAUCCUGAAGAUGUGGCGUCGCAAACCGUGAGCCGCCCCUCCACCCCGCCCCCCCUUCACAAAAAGAGACGGCUGGCCCUUUAACGGUUAUGUAGCAGGGGCUAGCCGAUAUAGGACGGCGCGUGUGUCCGCCCGCUCGCCCGCUGAUAGCCCCCAUCAUGGCCUCCACACCGCAGCCGACACCACCGAGGAUGAAGCGACCAGCCAGCGGCCCUUCCCUUCCCGGCGCGGAGACGGACGUCAAGCCGAAGCAGAGGCACCGGUAGAGGCGAGGCGAGGCGAGGCAAGGCGCGCCGGGGGUGGGGGGGAGGGUGGGGAGAGAGCCGCCUCACAAUCCCCAUGCCACCCCGGUCUCCUCCAUGCCUUCGACCAAAGCCAAGUACAGCUAUUCGAUAAAGAGGGGUGCGAGCCCGGGCGGCGGCGGCGGCGGCAGUAACAUGACAACGACCAGGGAUUAUUCUGUGAAUCUGUCGGUGCAGCAGGUGCUGAGCCUCUGGGUGCAAGGCACGACGCUGCAGCACUUCACAGAGAUGUGGUACUGGGUGUUCCUGUGGUGCCUCUUCUCCUCGCUCUUUGUCCACGGGGCGGUGGGGCUGCUCAUGUUGGUCAUGCUGCAGCGCCACAAGCGGGGCCGCCUCAUCACCCUGGUGCUGGUCAGCGUGGGCUUCCUGGCAUCCCUCUGCGGAGGCGUCAUCACCAGCGCAGCGGUGGCGGGGGUUUACCGCGUGGCAGGGAAGGACAUGGCCCCUCUGGAGGCUCUGGUGCUCGGCGUUGGCCAGACCACCCUCUCUGUCGUCAUAUCCUUCUCACGUAUCCUGGCCACUCUGUAAAAGAAAACCCUCGACGAGAGCAGAGCUGACGAAUGGAGCCAGUCAGAGACUCAAAGGCGUUCAUCCUGACCGGCUCCGUAGAAGAAGAGGAGGCAGAAAUGCUCUGGACCUUUAAGGGCCGGAUGCAGGGCAGAGAGCGCCCCCUCCCCUCUGUGUCUCUGUUCUGGUACUGCCACAAUCACACUGCAAGUUCGAGGGGAACUUAAUGCGGACCAGUGGUCGCCAUGUCGAAGAGCAACAGCAGGCGGAGAUGGCGCCAAACCUCAUCCUCUGGACGUGGAAGCCAUGUUCUUUGUGCCAACGACCUUCUCUGGGACGUCCAGAUGCCUUCGUGGCCACUGACUCUUGAAGGCUGUCUGUCGUACUCGUGGGGGGGAAAAUAACAGAUUUUUUUAAAAAGUGAAGUAACAGUGACGACCUGUAAUAAUAAUGAUCCAAUGAGUGAUCCAGUGUGAGAACGAAAGUUGAGCAACAAGGGGUGUUUAGGGAAUGAAAACCCGACAGAUUUCAUCAGCAAAAACUCUCUCCUCACCAGUAUGAAAUGUCGGCCUCACACAGGAUGUUCAAAUGCAGAACAUCACUAUCGUUCCCUUUUCUUGCGACGGCUUGAAGGUGCACCAUCCAACUCACGAGCAAGAUGCAGCUUUGAAUCUUGCGCUUUGUGGGUUUUUGAGAAGUUUUUUGCAUAAGAAAUCAGUCGUUUUGGAGGAGAAAACCAGCAUCGCUGCUACAUUUGGUUUGUCCUGUUGAAAUAUGCUUAUUCACUUCCCACUCUUAUGUCUGUACAGUAAAUAUGAAGCGAGAUUUUCCAAUUCGUGGCCAAUCUGAAGAGAUCAUCUGCCAAAAUGAUCCUGUAUUGUGAGCUGUUGACUCCGUCUUCUCAGCCAUGUUGUCCCGAGCAAAACAGAGCACACACUCUUGUGAGUCCCUGGAAUCUGCACUUUGAAAAUCGUAUGUUCUAAGCGCAGAGUGUGUGUCCCGGCCUCUAGACUGAAUCGUCUGGUGCGGGGCCUCUAUGCUAAACUAAGCCACCUCCUAGUUACAGCUUCGUUUCUACUGUACAGACAUGGGAGUGCUGUCACUCUUUACAGUCAAUGCUCAACAAGCAAAACAAAUAAGCGUUGGAAAUACUUCUUUAACGUAGACACAGAAAGGCCUGGACCAACCCUCAGUAGUGCAAAGGCUGUUCAGUUUGUCUUCAUCAGUCUUAAUUCCAGGUCUGGUUUGAUUAAGAUUAGGAUUCUCUUAAUCUGGUAAUAAGAAAAGGUGCAUUAAUAUUAAUAUAAACUGCUGCUUUCCCCCGAGGAAAUCCAUCCCUCCCCGGAGAGAAGGUCAGACCGAUUCUGCUGCUCAGAUCGCCAUUGUUUUACUAUGGCUCCCUCGUUUCUUUGUGUUGUUUAUUAACCCAUGUUCCUUAAAUUCAACUUUGCAUAUUGCACUGAAUUUAAUCUGCCUUGUUUUUAGAACAGUGUGCGACUCUGGUGUGACCCGACCCCGGUAUGUUUAACAGCUAUUACUAUACACAGAAAAGACACUUAUAAUUUUGUUUUGGUGGGAUUUUCCUUUGUAACGCAUCAUAUAUGAAGAGUGUGCUUCAAACUACUGUACUUACUUCUUAGAGGUCUUCACUGAUAUUUUUGAAGAAUAGAAAGAAAAGGUUAAAUUUGCAUUAAUUGCUCAUCACUUGACUCAUAAAUGUAUUCCAAUAUCAAUUCCUUUGUACAUAGCACCGCACCCUGGGUGAGAGGAGUUAGGUUGUAAUGCCAAAGUAUCACUAACAUUUAGCUUUAUUCAUUCAUCAUCUUUUUAAUUGAGCCGAGAUUUAUUUGUUUCACUCAGUUUUAGAAACAAUUGCACGUUGGCUCGAGGAUCAAAGAGCCCCCAGACUUUCAUAAAUCCGCUGUUGAUGGGAAUUUGACCACAAAAUUUUUUGUGUGUUGUUACCUGUGUGUGCGCUGUGAGGCCCUGAAGGUGAAUGGUUAUGUAACCGACACGGUUCACCUUCAGUGCCCACUCGGCACACAAGAGGGCGAUGUUGCACAGAGGUGAAGUGGCGGCAGGAGCCUGAAAGAUGAUUGAGGCUGUUGCUACAGAGACAACAUGUUUCUAUCCCAAUUCCUCCCGCAAAAAAAUCCCAGAGUGAAAUUCAUAUUUGUAAAAUGAAGGAGGAAAAAAGAGGCACCUGAAGUCAUCUUUAUCCACCGAAUGCUCGGGCGAGUCGUCCAUCGCACCCGUUGUGAAUGUUUUUAGCUCAGUUCUUUCAGGGACCAAAUGCCAGUUGCUGCUGGUGAUGAUGACUCACCUGCCGUCAUGGCAAUGAUUUCUCUGUGAAGCUGCUCGUGGGGCGGUUUUGUGCAUGUUUCGUAGGUACGUGUGGACCAUAGGAGUGUGGUGUGGUUGUGCAUGUGAGUAGUGGAAAAUUGGAUAUUCAUUUAUUUUCAUUAGCGGGGGUUGUGCACAUUCUUUAGCGGACCCCUAAAGUGUCGAUGAGGGCGAGGACCUAAUUGCAGGUGACACUGUUCAGCAGUUUCACUGAGCAGGUGUCUUACAUAACGUGUACUUUUCUGCUGCCGAGACGCCUAGAACUGUACUGGGGUCGUCCGGCCGGUGCACUUACUGUACAUCCUGAGCUGUAUAUACAUAGCCACCGUGUACAAAGUACACAAUGAAAAGUGUAACCAACAGCUGAUGUGAACCAGCUAACCACUGGAUAAUACUUUUAAUUUUCACACAGACGGGAGUAUUCACACCCAGUGCCAUGAUCGGUCAUGAAGUUUUUGGGGUUUUUUUGCUCCGGGUAUUGUGAUUCAGCUGGUGUGUGUGUGUGUGUGUGUGUGUGUGUGUGUGUGUGUGUGUGUGUGUGUGUGUGUGUGUGUGUGUGUGUGUGUGUGUGUGUGUGUGUGUGUGUGUGUGUGUGUGUGUGUGUGUGUGUGUGUGUGUGUGUGUGUGUGUGUGUGUGUGUGUGUGUGUGUGUGUGUGUGUGUGUGUGUGCACACUACAAUAUCUAAGGAGACACCCAGCAACUGAUAAAAACUCUAGACUUCGAGAACGGCCAUCGCACUGCAGUGAGACGCCCCGCUCAAUGAGCCCGGGCCCCUUCAUGGGCUUAUAACUAAAAGCUGCCCCCCUCAAGUCCCGCCGUUGUGUUAAAUGCCACAUGUCUGUCCCCCCCCCCCCCCCCCCGGUCACGUACUACGUACCGGCUGUGACUGCGUGUGCAGUGUGAAUGGACUAACACGGACAAUCCCAACAAGAGACAAUGUGGUACAAAAACCCAAAGUGGCACUUUGUAGAUAGUGUACAAUAUGUUCUUUUUUUAAUUUUGUACCAGCCAAACUGCUGAUAUUUAUAACUAUUGCCUAUUUAUGUACAAAAUUGUUCUCCUGUACAUACUCGACAGUAAGUUGAAAUAAAAAAAAAACUUUUUUGCAGUAUAAA
Scophthalmus maximus (turbot) is the source of this 4695-nucleotide messenger RNA. RefSeq names its product transmembrane protein 170B (gene tmem170b). NCBI's taxonomy places the organism in Eukaryota, Metazoa, Chordata, Actinopteri, Pleuronectiformes, Scophthalmidae. Gene Ontology annotation, biological process: negative regulation of canonical Wnt signaling pathway. The transcript has 5 exons. Gene Ontology annotation, cellular component: plasma membrane. The record is from RefSeq and is a predicted model, not a curated record. The coding region runs from base 787 to 1257 and encodes 156 amino acids.